AUGGACUACAAAUCCCUCCCAACACCCGCUCAUUGCCUUGCAGAUUUCUGCCUGAUCCCCAUCGGGACCGCGUCGGCGUCGGUCUCGGCCCAAAUCGCUGACGUCCAGCGGUUGAUUGAGCAAUCGGGCGUGAAAUAUGUGAUGCAUUCAGCGGGGACUACUCUCGAGGGUCCUUGGGACCGAGUACAUGAGGUUAUUGGACAGGCGCAUACUCUACUUCAUCAGCAAGGCGUUGUGCGGAUUCAAACUGAUAUCCGUGUUGGAUCGAGGACGGAUAAGGUGCAGUCUUCCGAGGAUAAGGUGAACAAGGUGCGGGAGUUGUUGGGCAAGGAGCCAUACAGGGCUUCGAAAGAAGAAGAAGAAGAAGAAGAAGAAGAAGAAGAAGAAGAAGAAGAAGAAGAAGAAGAAGAAGAAGAAGAAGAAGAAGAAGAAGAAGAAGAAGAAGAAGAAGAAGAAGAAGAAGAAGAAGAAGAUGAUGAAGAAGAAAAAAACCUGUGA
Penicillium angulare is the source of this 498-nucleotide messenger RNA. RefSeq names its product thiamine-binding protein. Gene Ontology annotation, cellular component: cytosol. Lineage: Eukaryota; Fungi; Ascomycota; Eurotiomycetes; Eurotiales; Aspergillaceae. The record is from RefSeq and is a predicted model, not a curated record. The coding region runs from base 1 to 498 and encodes 165 amino acids. The transcript has 6 exons.